CACAUUCAAAUUGUACUGGAACACAAGAAAAUAAUUUUUAUUGCAAAUAUUUUAAUAACUUAUUCAGUAAUGAAAAAUAUGAUAAAUUAACUUCUUUUACUUGUACAGAACGUCCAUAUAAUAAUGCCUUUUUAGAGGUACCAGUAGAUAAAGUCAAAGAACCUGAUAUAGGUGUUCUUGGCAAUCCAGCUAGUGUUGCGAAUUUAAAUGGGGUUCCAAGGCCCACAUCUAGUCGUGAUAUAGAUAGGAAUGAUUACCCUAAUAGUUAUCCACACCCAUAUCCUAAUAAAGGCUUAGCAGAUCAGCAUACAUUAUAUGACCAUCCCAUUCCUCCUGUGGAAGAUACAACUGAAGGUGGAUCUUCCAAAACUAUUGCGGGCUCAGUUGCUCCAGUAUUAGGAGUUUCAUCAAUUUCUUUACUCUUAUAUAAAGUUACACCACUUGGAGGAUUUAUAAGAAAUUUUCUAGGAAGGAACAGAAAUAUGUAUAAUCCUGUAGAAUAUAUGGAUUCAUUCAACCCAUAUAAUGAUGGAAUGGAUCCUGGGGGUAGAACAAUGAAUAUAUCCUACAACAGAUUAUGA
Plasmodium vivax (malaria parasite P. vivax) is the source of this 581-nucleotide messenger RNA. RefSeq names its product variable surface protein Vir27, truncated, putative. The transcript has 2 exons. NCBI's taxonomy places the organism in Eukaryota, Apicomplexa, Aconoidasida, Haemosporida, Plasmodiidae. The annotation marks the transcript as partial. The record is from RefSeq and is a predicted model, not a curated record.